Molecule: messenger RNA, 2826 nt
Organism: Vanessa tameamea
Lineage: Eukaryota; Metazoa; Arthropoda; Insecta; Lepidoptera; Nymphalidae
Exons: 5
Coding region: 53-775 (240 amino acids)
Source: RefSeq, a predicted model, not a curated record
UGUGUACGUCUGAGGUGCAGACACAUGCAGUAGUGCACCGCGCGCAUGCAAAAUGGUAGCGCGUCUCGCGUUCAUCGCGCUCUGCGUCUGCGCAACGUUUGCGCGCGCUGCGCAGCCAGCCGCACGAAUCUUGAUCGACACUUCAGGAUAUCAUGGAACCACAGUACGACCACAAAGAAGUGAUAUUGCGAGAUGGUCUACUUCAGAGUUGGUGGAAGACCUUCGAAACACCAAGUCCGAUGCGCUGCUUCUGUACACAGAAUAUACAUCGUACGCUGCUGCCGAUCUGAAUGAAUUCCUUAAGAACAUCUCCUCGCUAACUCAAGACACGAUCAAGAAUAUGGAAAACAGGGUCCUGGAUAGAGCUUCAAGGGCGUGUCGUGAUGAAUUCGAAAAGCAUAUAAGAAAAGUAAUAUUCGACUCGCAUCGCGCCGCCAGCUUCAACGGGGAGAAUCACCACAAAUUCUUCCUGGGACACAUGAUCGUAUUCCGGAUGCAUCUGAAUAAGAGCGAAGAUUACAUACGUAGGUGUGAAAGAAUAACUAGAGGUUGUGGAGUUCAAUGCGAAAACUCGCCAAAAAUAAUACGAUGGAAGCGUAUAGCUAUUUGCGAAUUAAAUAGAGUCAAGGAAGAUGUUCUUCAUUCUAGAAGAUUCUACAAGGACUUACUUCUUCAUUCUCGAAGAAAGCUAAAAUGUUUGAGGAGGUUGGCACAAUUGCGAGCCAAGUCGGCAGUCCAGGCGCUGGAACAGUGUGUAUGCCACACUAGUUGUUAAUUAUUAUUAUUUAGAAAGAAUUUAUAACUACAAUAAAUCUAAAAAAAUGUUCCAAAAACAAAUAUCAACCACAUUUUUCUUCUUUCCAAUUUUCAAAAAAUGUAAAUAACUUACGAGUCCGAUAUGUAUGUAUGUAACUCGCCAAUAUAUUAGGUAUUACGAAUAACGGCAAACUUCGCCAAGGCUUCAGAAGCUUAAUAUAUAAGAUAAAAUUAUGAACAAAAUAUAUUAUUAUACCAAUUAAGUUAUUGCUAACAAUAUUUUUAAACAUCUUUCUUAAGGCGAAGACGUUUGAUAUUGCGAAAGGAUUUAUUGUCAAAAUAUAAUUAUUUUAUCUAAUCAUACGAUUACUAUUAAACACAGACGGCAUUAAAUUGGCACAAGGGGGUGAAACAUUGGUUUGUCCUUUUCUUUUAAAUGUCAAAACAGUGAUGUCAGAAAGAGAUAAAUGGGUAUUUAACUAGACGCCCGCUAAACAACCUUUAUAAGUGAGCCAAGUUUGGUUUCCAUUUUGACAACAUUUCCCGUCGUAUGUAGCUAGCAUAAAUAACACAUUAUUAUGACGAAUGAUUAAUAGUAUCAGAUUGCAAUAUAAUAAAUAAUAAUAACAAAAUUUACAAAUAAUAUUAAUUCUAAAUAACAAAAUAAUUUCAGAGGUUCUCCUUAAAGUAGUAUUAUACUGCUUAUUUGGAAAUAAAAUUAAACAUUUGUUACGAACAAAGUUGCGUAGUAAUACUGUUGGUCAUCUCGGUAUUUGGUUUGGAUAUAGGAAUAAGAUACUUUUUGGUCCCUUUAUUUAAUUUUAAGUACAAAGUAUGUUAAAUAAACUUUAAUAAAUUUGACAUCGGUGAGGAUUCUUUAUGAAUAAGUUAAAAUUUGCUUAAUAUUUUUAAUUUAUAAUCCACAUAGAUACAAUUAUCAAUUCAUUUUAAUCAAUUGUAAUAAGAUACGUGUAAUGCCCCACCAUUGUACAGCAAAUAUUGGCUAAAAAAAAUAUUAAAAAAUAAAUAAUAUUAUGUUAUAUUUAAGAAUAGAUAGUAUAAAUUAUUCGUGUCAUAUUAGUAGCAAAAGAAGUGCAGGUUACUGAGAAUAACAAACCUAUAGCCUAUUCCAAUCGAAGUAGGAAUAAAGAUGACGACCCUUAGAUUUACGUACUUUAUGCGAUUUGCUAAUAACUCGCAAUACUGUGAACCACUAAGAGUUUAUGAUUAAUAUAUAAUACAACACCAUUACAUUUAACUACUUAUAUCCAUUUUAAUUUUACUUCCAAAAUUCCAAGAACAGUUUCGUCGACAUUCAAAUCGCCAUUUUUACGCAAAUCCAUAGUGAAUGUCAUAGUUUAUUAACUGUAUCUAUGGUUAUAAUCUUAUGGUUGGAAUAAACUAUACGAUGCUUUAUAAAGUUAUAUGAUUAUUUGAGUAAGAGUGUACGUCUUACGAUCCAAGAACGAUCCCUUACCAGGAGCGUUCGACUGUAUAGUAACAGUUCAGGGAGAUAAUUCUACUAACAUUACGGUUAUAAUACGUUGCCGAUUCUAUUCCUCAUAAAGAUAAACGUGAGCUUAAUAGAAACUGAGGGCAAUUUUAUUUAAAUCGAUUAUAUUCUGAUCAGACAUCGAACCGUAGCUGAAUGGUGUUGGUAGUAAAGGAAAAAUGCAGGACAAUAAUUGUUCGAUUCGAUAGCGAUGAAGUGACAAUUCGUUAGUAGAAUUUUCGGACUAUGUUUUUUCACCUACCUUAUUUUCAACAGUAAUAUUAUGUCCGCCAUAUUUAAGUCAGAUGUACAAAUCGACAUCGCUGCAGUCGUUUAGUGCACUAUAAAAUACGAAUUGAAAAAAAAUCGCUUUAGUCAGUAAAAUAUGUUUUUUAGUAAAAUAAAAAAGUACUUAGUAUCACUGUGAUAGUAUAAAUUAAUUUAUUUAAAUUAGUUAACAACAGUAAUAUUUAGUUUAGUUAAAUUUGAAACGAAAGUACAAUCGUUUUUAUUGUAACUAAUUAUUGUUGUUUAAUUUAUUAAAUUUAACCGAAUUUUAAUAAAAUUUAACCGAUUUA